Culicoides brevitarsis is the source of this 1828-nucleotide messenger RNA. RefSeq names its product sulfide:quinone oxidoreductase, mitochondrial (gene Sqor). The coding region runs from base 161 to 1522 and encodes 453 amino acids. The transcript is spliced from 4 exons. NCBI's taxonomy places the organism in Eukaryota, Metazoa, Arthropoda, Insecta, Diptera, Ceratopogonidae. The record is from RefSeq and is a predicted model, not a curated record. Gene Ontology annotation, cellular component: mitochondrion. Gene Ontology annotation, molecular function: sulfide:quinone oxidoreductase activity; FAD binding.
UCUCAAAAGUGGAUUCAGUCAAAAAUUCAUUGAUAAAAAGUAGUUUUUGACUUUGAAAGUUGAUUUUUUUUGGUAGAUUAAUGUUCAAAAAUUGUUGUUUAGCGAUAAAAAUAGAAAUAAACUGAGGAAACCUUGAAAAAAUUAACGAUUUGAUAGGAAGAUGAACUCGUUGAAAGUUGUAAAUAUCGCUCUCCGGUUGAGCCGGAGUCAAGUUCGUGCCUUUUCCGUGACUUCAAACAAUUAUGAGAGUCAUAAAUGCAAAUUACUCAUUGUCGGCGGAGGAGCAGGCGGUUCAGCAGAAGCUGCGAAAUUCACGAAAACAUUGGGAACGAAUCAAGUAAUCGUACUCGAACCGAAGGACAAACAUUACUACCAACCUCUUUUCACACUCGUUGGAGGCGGAAUGAAAACCCUUUCGCAAACUUGGCGUCCCAUGUCUCAAGUUUUGCCUUCAGCUGCGAAAUGGAUUCGUGAUGCUGCCUCCGAAUUCGAUCCCAAAAACAACACAGUCCUCACGGAAAAUGGCGACAAGAUCGAAUACGAUUUCCUCAUAAUUGCCACGGGACUCGUUUUGCAUUACGACAAAAUUCCGGGACUAUUGGAAGCUCUUUCCGAACCAAAUGGACCUGUUUGCUCGAAUUAUUCUCCGAAAUAUGUCGAUCGAACAUUCGCUGCGUUCAAAAACUUCAAAGAGGGAAAUGCCGUUUUUACUUUUCCCAAUUCGCCGUUGAAAUGCCCGGGUGCUCCGCAAAAAGUCAUGUACUUGUUUGAUGAAUAUGCGCGAAAAACGAACAAACGGAAGAGUGCAAAUAUCAUUUACAACACGACGUUGCCGAAUAUUUUCGGAGUGAAACAUUACGCGGAUGCUUUGUGGAAGAUUUGUGAGAAACGUGACUUGAAAGUGAAUCUGAGGACGAAUUUGGUGAAAAUUUAUCCGCACAAGAAACAGGCGUUGUUUGAAAAUAUGGAUAAUCCUGAGCAGAAAAUGACGUUAGAUUACGAAUUAUUGCAUGUGACGCCGCCUCAAAGCACGCCAGAUUGCUUAAGAAACAACAAAGAACUCACUAACGAGCUUGGAUUCGUUGACGUCAACAAAGAUACGCUCCAACACGUAAAAUUCAGCAAUAUUUUCGCCAUCGGUGAUUGUUCAUCUUCUCCUAAUUCAAAAACUGCAGCUUCAGUUGGAUCCCAAUCGAAGGUCGUUCAUGCCAAUCUUCUCGCCGUGAUGAACGGUAAAAAGCCCUCUGCAGUGUAUAACGGUUACGCAUCAUGUCCUUUGACAACGGGAUAUUGGUCUUGCAUAAUGGCAGAGUUCGAUUACUCGUUAACUCCAUUGGAAAGUUUCCCGUUAGAAGGAAGCAAAGAACGAUUGACGAUGAUGUUGAUGAAAAGGGAAUUCCUUCCGUUCCUUUAUUGGCAAUUUUUGGUCAAAGGAUUGUGGAAUGGACCUGGAUGGAUUCGAAAAUUGUUGGUUGCGUUGAAGUUAAAGGAGAAAAAUGUCACUGAAUUGCAAUUAAAGUAAUUUUUUUUAAAUGUUGAAUAAAAAAAAUAUUUUUUUUUUAAUUUGGUAAAACUAAAAAAAAGUCAGGAAAAAAAAUAAAAAUUUAUAUAAAAAUUUUAAUUUUGUAAAAUUUUUUUUAUGAACAAUUUUAUCAAAAUUAUCGCAAUUUUUCUUUGAUUUAAUAUAAGAAUAACUUCUAAUCUAAUCAAAUUGAUAUAAAAAGAAAUAAAAAGCGAAAUUUUGGCAAAAACAAUUUAAUCACAAAAAUUGUACUUCAGUCUUUGAAUGCCUUCAACAAUGGCAACUACUGAUGUUUUUUUGCAUUGG